Molecule: messenger RNA, 3336 nt
Organism: Cynara cardunculus var. scolymus (artichoke)
Lineage: Eukaryota; Viridiplantae; Streptophyta; Magnoliopsida; Asterales; Asteraceae
Product: E3 SUMO-protein ligase SIZ1
Exons: 17
Coding region: 349-3003 (884 amino acids)
Biological process (GO): protein sumoylation
Molecular function (GO): zinc ion binding; SUMO ligase activity
Source: RefSeq, a predicted model, not a curated record
GCAGAGAAUCCAAACCCGGAUUUGGUUGCAUGAACUUAACUGGAUUGCAUAACACCCUACACGUCCGUUCAACUUUGUAAUUCCACUAGGAUUAUCGAUUUCCCAAUUCAGGGAAUCGAUUUCAGACAAAACUGAAGUCGGCGGCAUAAGGCUCCGAGUUCACACCAUACUUCAAAAACUCCGACGACUUCAAUCAUUGUUCCCAAUCACGCCCUAAUUUGAUUCAUUCUGCUGGAUUGCAGAUCGAUCGUUAAUUUUUGGGAAGCACAUGAGCUGUUUUGUUUGGCUUGGUUGCUGCUGAUUAAUUUGUCUCCGGGGGCGAGGGGCAAUCUAUUCAUUCAGAUAAAGAUGGAUUUGGUAACGAGUUGCAAGGAAAAAUUGGCACAUUUUCGGAUAAAAGAGCUUAAGGAUAUUCUUACUCAACUUGGCCUUUCCAAGCAAGGAAAGAAACAGGAUCUUGUUGACCGGAUAUUAGCUAUUCUCUCAGAUGAUAGAGUUUCUGGAAUGUGGGCCAAGAAAAGUGCCAUUAGGAAGGAAGAGGUGGCAAAACUAGUUGAUGACAUUUACAGAAAGAUGCAGAUCCCCGGGGCAUCUGACUUGGCAUCAAAAGGCCAGGGCGUUUCAGAUAUCACUGUUAAUACCACAUUCAAGGAGGAAGUUGAAGACACUUAUCGGAUAGAAAAAGUUCGCUGUCCCUGUGGUAGUUCUUUGCAAGCAGAUGCAAUGAUAAAGUGUGAAGACCAUAGAUGCAAUGUGUGGCAGCAUAUUGGUUGUGUAAUUAUCCCAGAGAAGCCGGUGGAGGGUAUUCUACCAGCACCUCCCCCAACUUUUUAUUGUGAACUCUGUAGGCUUGGUCGUGCAGAUCCGUUCUGGGUACCCGUGGGACAUCCUCUAUAUCCUGUGAAGCUGACUAUUGCAAAUGCCCCCACGGAUGGUACAAGCCCUGUGCAGAGUGUUGAAAAAUCUUUUCAGCUUACAAAAGCAGACAGGGAUUUGUUGGGAAAACCAGAAUUUGAAAUUCAGGCCUGGUGUAUGCUCCUGAAUGACAAGGUUUCUUUUAGAAUGCAAUGGCCACAAUAUGCAGAUUUACAAAUCAACGGUAUGCCCGUGCGAGCAAUCAAUCGACCUGGCUCUCAACUUCUGGGGGCCAAUGGCCGUGAUGAUGGGCCUGUUAUCACGCAAUGCACUCGUGAAGGAAGUAACAAAAUUUCCUUGACAGGCUGUGAUGCUCGUGUUUUCUGUUUGGGUGUCAGAAUUGUGAAACGGCGCACAGUUCAACAGAUUCUCAAUCUCAUUCCCAAAGAGUGUGACGGUGAGAGGUUUGAAGAUGCUGUUGCACGUGUUUGUCGCUGUGUUGGUGGUGGGCCUGCUACAGAAGAUGCAGACAGUGACAGUGAUUUGGAGGUCGUGGCUGAUUCUAUACCGGUUAAUCUACGAUGUCCUAUGAGUGGUUCAAGAAUGAGAAUUGCUGGAAGAUUUAAACAUUGUGCUCAUAUGGGGUGCUUUGAUCUUGAAGUAUUUGUGCAAAUGAACCAACGGUCUCGCAAGUGGCAAUGCCCCAUUUGUCUCAAGAACUACUCUUUGGAGAAUGUCAUUAUCGAUCCGUAUUUUACUCGUAUCACAACUAAGAUGCGGAAUUGUGGAGAGGAUCUAACAGAAAUUGAGGUGAAACCAGAUGGUUGUUGGCGUGCAAAGGCAGAUAAUGACCAAAAGAGUUUAGGGGAACUUGGGCAGUGGCAUUUACCUAAUGGUACUCUCUGUGUUCCAGUGGAAGUCGAGUCUAAACCUAAGCCAGAACCUUUAAAGCUAGUUAAACAGGAAGGUGUUUCUGAACAUACGAGUUUGAAGCUUGGGAUAAAGAAAAACAGAAAUGGUAUUUGGGAAGUCAGCAAACCUGAAAAUCUUCAUUCACUUUCUUCAGGCACUAAGUUACCAGAAAACUUCGUGAAUAAUGGGCAUAAUGUUAUUCCUAUGAGCAGCAGUGCUACUGGCAGUGGUAGAGAUGGUGAAGAUCCUAGUAUUAAUCAGGAUGGUGGCGGGCAUUUUGGUUACUCUACCACCAAUGGGGCAGAUCUUGGUUCUCUUUCACCAAACAUUGAUCCAGGCUACGGGUUUACUGACCUAAAUCCGCAUUCUACAGUAGGGGAUGCAGAUAUUAUUGUUCUCAGUGAUUCAGACGAAGAGACUGAAAACCUAAUGUCAUCUGUACCAGUCUAUAAGAAUGGUAGAGAAGAUGCUGACAGAGUUGCAUUUUCUGUUCUUCCUAAUGGAAUUACAGAGCCACAUAAUGAUGAUCCUGCCCUCAUUGCUGGGGGGAAUUCUUGCCUUGGUCUCUUCAAUAGCAAUGAUGACGAUUUUGGGCCCUUUUGGAAUUUGCCUUCUACUAGUAGUCAAGGGGGACCUAGCUUUCAGUUAUUUGGAUCAGAUGAGAAUCCUGUGGACGCCUUAAUUGAUGUGCAUCAUGGUCUUGGUUGUCCCACAUCAAUGGAUGGCUUCACAUUGACAGCCGAGACUGCCAUGGGUUCUGCAGCACUGGUUCCCAAUUCUUCAGUUUAUCAAUCUAACGUUGAUAUGAAUGAUGGGUUGGUUGAUAAUCCCUUGGCAUUUGGACACGAUGAUCCAUCGCUUCAGCUCUUUCUUCCCACAAGGCCAACAGAGGCAGCAGAGCAGGUGGAGUCGAGAGAUCAGCCGACUGUAUCGAAGGGUCUGCAUGGUGAUGAUUGGAUAUCCCUCAGUCUAGGUGGUGGUGGCGGCGGCAGUGGGGUUACUUGUGAACCUGCUGCCACGAAUGGGUUAAACUCGAGUCAGCCACCACCAUCCAAAGAUGGUGCCCUGGAUUCAUUCGCAGAUACUGCUUCUUUGCUUCUUGGAAUGAAUGGCAGUAGAUCUGGAAAGAGUAGCAGAGAAAGAUCUAAAAACCAUGUAUUGUUUCCCCGGCAAAAGCGGUCAGUAAGACCAAGAUUGUAUCUAUCUAUUGACACAGACUCUGAAGAAGAAAGAUAGAGGUUAAGGAAGUGUGGGUUGUUGAUUCUUUUUGCUUUCUUCUUCCAUGUUGAAAGCUGACCAACAUUUUUGACCCCUAGAAGAACAUUAUUAGGCAGCAUCACCAGAGUUUUUAAUUAUAAGUUUCAUCAUUCUUAUAGCCACCCAUUGCUAGGUAAUCUUAUGGUGCUUUUUGUUAAAACAUAGAUUAUUUGUGGCUCUGAUCAUAAAUGAUCUGGUAGCAAAUAGCGUCUGUAAAUGUCAUUUACCCUGAGACGUUGCUGUUAUUUAAUAGAGAAAUAUAGCCCCUGGAUUUGGUUGUAAUUCUCUCAGUUGAUGUCAAUCAGCUGAUCA